This is a messenger RNA of Diospyros lotus (date-plum), 2837 nucleotides long. RefSeq names its product cell division cycle protein 48 homolog. The record is from RefSeq and is a predicted model, not a curated record. The transcript is spliced from 9 exons. Gene Ontology annotation, biological process: mitotic spindle disassembly; retrograde protein transport, ER to cytosol; autophagosome maturation. NCBI's taxonomy places the organism in Eukaryota, Viridiplantae, Streptophyta, Magnoliopsida, Ericales, Ebenaceae. Gene Ontology annotation, molecular function: ATP hydrolysis activity; polyubiquitin modification-dependent protein binding; ATP binding. Gene Ontology annotation, cellular component: cytosol; VCP-NPL4-UFD1 AAA ATPase complex; nucleus. The coding region runs from base 151 to 2580 and encodes 809 amino acids.
AUUUCUUUUGGAACAAGAAACAGAGGGAGAGCCACCCCAAUCCGACUCUCUCUAUAAAUCUUCCAUUCCCCUUCUCCUUGCGCCACCGGCCACCCCUCCCUUCAUCUCUCAUUUAUCUCUGCAAAACUCUUCUUUUCUCUCUCUAGAAAGAUGAGUAUUCCGGCUGAAUCGUCCGACUGCAAGGGGACGAAAAGGGACUUCAGCACUGCGAUUCUUGAGCGGAAGAAAGCCCCCAAUCGGCUCAUUGUUGACGAAGCGACCAACGAUGACAACUCCGUCGUCGCCCUUCACCCGGAGACUAUGGAGAAGCUUCAGCUUUUCCGCGGUGACACCAUUUUGAUCAAGGGCAAGAAAAGAAAAGAUACCAUCUGCAUUGCCCUUGCUGAUGACACUUGUGAUGAACCAAAGAUUAGGAUGAACAAGGUUGUUAGAUCUAAUCUUAGGGUCAGACUUGGUGAUGUGGUUUCUGUGCUCCAAUGUCCUGAUGUCAAAUAUGGUAAAAAAGUCCAUAUUCUUCCUGUGGAUGACACUGUUGAAGGAGUCACUGGAAAUUUGUUUGAUGCCUACUUGAAGCCUUAUUUCCUGGAAGCAUACCGCCCUGUGAGGAAGGGUGACCUCUUUCUUGUGAGGGGUGGAAUGAGAAGUGUAGAAUUUAAGGUUAUUGAGACUGAUCCCGCAGAAUAUUGUGUGGUUGCCCCUGACACAGAGAUCUUUUGCGAAGGAGAGCCUGUGAGAAGGGAGGACGAGGAUAGGUUGGAUGAGGUUGGUUAUGAUGAUGUUGGUGGAGUUCGUAAACAAAUGGCACAAAUUCGGGAACUUGUGGAGCUUCCUUUGAGGCAUCCUCAACUCUUUAAGUCAAUUGGUGUCAAGCCACCCAAAGGGAUUUUGCUAUAUGGGCCACCUGGAUCUGGAAAGACUCUAAUAGCGCGGGCUGUUGCUAAUGAAACUGGUGCUUUCUUUUUCUGUAUUAAUGGACCAGAGAUUAUGUCAAAAUUGGCUGGAGAGAGUGAAAGUAAUCUCAGGAAAGCAUUCGAGGAGGCUGAGAAGAAUGCACCUUCCAUUAUCUUCAUUGAUGAGAUUGAUUCAAUUGCUCCCAAACGAGAGAAAACUAAUGGAGAAGUUGAAAGGAGAAUUGUUUCUCAGCUCUUAACGCUAAUGGAUGGACUUAAAUCCCGUGCCCAUGUCAUUGUUAUUGGUGCCACAAACCGUCCUAACAGCAUUGAUCCUGCAUUGAGAAGGUUUGGUAGAUUUGAUCGGGAAAUAGAUAUCGGUGUUCCAGAUGAGGUUGGCCGCCUUGAGGUUCUUCGGAUCCAUACAAAGAACAUGAAGCUCUCUGAAGAUGUUGAUCUAGAGAGAAUUUCAAAGGAUACACAUGGUUAUGUUGGUGCUGAUCUAGCAGCUCUGUGCACUGAAGCUGCACUUCAAUGCAUCAGAGAGAAGAUGGAUGUGAUUGACUUGGAAGAUGAAUCUAUAGAUGCAGAGAUACUCAACUCUAUGGCUGUUACAAAUGAGCACUUCCAGACUGCUCUUGGAACAAGCAACCCUUCUGCUCUCCGUGAAACUGUUGUUGAAGUUCCUAAUGUCAAUUGGGAAGAUGUUGGAGGCCUCGAGAACGUUAAGAGAGAGCUUCAAGAGACUGUUCAAUAUCCUGUGGAACAUCCAGAGAAGUUCGAGAAGUUUGGUAUGUCACCCUCAAAGGGAGUUCUUUUCUAUGGUCCACCUGGAUGUGGAAAAACUUUGCUGGCCAAAGCCAUUGCUAAUGAAUGUCAGGCAAACUUCAUUAGCGUCAAGGGUCCAGAAUUGCUUACUAUGUGGUUUGGAGAAAGUGAGGCCAAUGUCAGGGAAAUAUUUGACAAGGCUCGCCAAUCUGCUCCCUGCGUCCUUUUCUUUGAUGAACUCGACUCAAUUGCCACCCAGAGAGGAAGCAGCGUCGGAGAUGCCGGGGGUGCAGCUGACAGGGUGUUGAAUCAACUUCUUACAGAAAUGGAUGGAAUGUCAGCAAAGAAAACAGUUUUCAUCAUUGGGGCAACCAACAGACCAGACAUAAUUGACCCUGCACUCUUGCGCCCUGGCCGUCUUGAUCAGUUAAUUUACAUCCCUCUGCCUGACGAGGAAUCUCGCCUGCAGAUUUUCAAGGCCUGUCUAAGGAAAUCUCCUGUUGCAAAAGAUGUUGACCUUGGAGUCCUUGCUAAGUACACCCAGGGCUUCAGUGGUGCUGACAUUACAGAAAUAUGCCAAAGAGCGUGCAAAUAUGCCAUUCGGGAGAAUAUUGAGAAGGAUAUUGAGAGGGAAAAGAGGAGAGGGGGGAACCAGGAGGCCAUGGAAGAGGAUGUUCAGGAUGAUGAUGAUGAGGUAGCAGAGAUCAAGGCCGCCCACUUUGAGGAGUCAAUGAAGUAUGCUCGUCGGAGUGUGAGCGACGCGGACAUUCGCAAGUACCAGGCAUUUGCUCAGACACUGCAACAGUCGAGAGGGUUCGGGGCCGAAUUCCGAUUCUCCGAGACCAGUGCCGGAGCGGCUGCCUCGUCGGACCCAUUUGCAGCAUCUGCGGGUGGGGCUGAUGAAGAUGAUUUGUAUAGUUAGGCCAACUCUCUCUCUCUCUCUCGGCCUCUGUUCUCUUAAGCAUUUGUGACAAGAUUAGAAAGAGUCAGUUCCACUGGCAGUGGGGAAUGUUUCCUUCUUGUAUAGGAAUAGGAUCCUGUUUUUCAAUAAUUUGAACUCUUUAAAAGUAGGGGAUUAGUUUUUGUUGCAUCAAUAUUUAUUUGAACUCAAAAAUAUCUGAAGCCAAUGUCGUUGAAUCUCAAGAAUUCAUGUUUUUGUGAGUUACUUAUCCGUUUUUA